CAGUACAGAAGGUGGGACAUAGACGAUAUACAGAACAGUCCAUGAGAGAUUUCUAAGUACAAAAGAAGUGAAUCGAUCAUCGUCUGAAAUUACUCUGACAGAAACUUCAGUUCUUACACCCAGACAGACCUGAACAGCGAAUAAGCGAUGCGUGACUGAUGGCAUAGAAGACCGUGACUCCAGUCUCUCUGCUUCUGUGCAGGUUUCUAAACACUUUUAUAGUCGCAAUGAAAUAUCGUGUCAUUGGGCAUUUGGUCUCCUGACAACUAAAGAAAAGGAAGGGGAUUGGAUGAAGUGUCUGUUAUUUCGACAGUGACGAGCUGACAAAUGGCGAUAUCCCGUGCAGGAUGCCGAACUUGGCUGGCGGUGGUGCUCGUAUCAGCCACGGUCCGCUUGAGCACCACCGGACUCCUGGACUGGGGGCGCUCCGACCGCCUGCAAGUCAACAUUCCGUGGCUUCCGUUUGAGAAUGAGACCCGGUGUUAUGAAGAGCUGGGCUGUCUAAAUGUCACACGAGAAUGGUAUCACCUCAUAUACCGCCCAUUUAAUGUGUUCCCUCUACCAAGACAAGUUAUUGAUACAAGAUUUGUACUCUACACAAGGAAAAAUCCUACAGAAGGCCAAGUAUUGAGGGCGCAGAAUGAUCAAACAAUAAGCAAAUCCAACUUUGAUCCCAGGAAAGAAACUAAAUUCAUAAUUCAUGGAUUUAUUGACACACCACUCAGCAACUGGGUCAAGGAGAUGCGGAAGGAACUCCUUAAGCAUGCGGAUUGGAAUAUUGUGGCAGUAGACUGGGCUGGUGGCUCCUUGCCAUUGUACACUCAGGCAACAGCAAACACUAGACUUGUUGGCCUUGAAUUGGCAUACUUGGUCAACCAUCUACAGGCAAAUUUUGGCUUGAACCCAGCAGAUGUACACAUGAUAGGCCACAGUCUUGGAGCCCAUACAGCAGGUUAUGCUGGGGAGCGCAUAAGAGGCCUGGGACGCAUAACAGGUCUGGACCCUGCAGAACCAUACUUCCAAGGGAUGCCAUCAUUUGUACGUCUUGACCCCACCGAUGCAAAAUUUGUUGAUGUUAUUCACACUGAUGGAAAAUCAAUCUUCCUUUUAGGUUAUGGAAUGCGGCAGCCAUGUGGCCAUGUUGACUUCUAUCCAAAUAAUGGCAAAGAGCAACCUGGUUGUGAUCUGACUGAAACUCCAUUGCCACUCACACUGAUACGGGAUGGCAUUGAAGAGGCUAGUAGAGUACUUGUUGCUUGUAAUCAUAUCCGAGCCAUCAAACUCUUCACAGAUUCCAUCAAUUCCAAGUGCCCUUAUGUGGCUCAUCAUUGUGACUCUUAUCAGCACUUCCUGCAGGGUCGCUGUUUCUCCUGUCAUAGUUCUAAUGUCAGUGAGUGUGCACUGAUGGGAUUGAGAGCAAAUGAAACUCUAAAUAAUGCCCUUGAGAAUGGUGAACUCACUCCUGGAGGAAAAUAUUUCAUCACUACAGGAAAAGAUUUUCCAUUCUGCCGUCGUCAUUACAAAGUGACAGUGGAUUUGGCAAAACCACCACGAGCUGAAAACUGGGUUCAAGGCUUCAUGAGAAUAUCUCUACAUAGUGAAACAGGGGUUAUUCGAAACCUGGAUCUCACGCCUAGUGGUUAUGUUAAGCUGCAACAUGGGCAGUCACGCAGCUUUGUGGUGACACAUAGUACUGAUGUAGGAAAGGUCCGCAAGGUGGAGUUUUAUUGGGAGUAUGACAUGGAUGUUCUGCAGCCACGCUCACUCUGCUUCUUUUGGUGCAAUGAUCAUCUCUACGUUUCAAAUAUUCAGGUUGAAGAGAUGGAUGUUGCAACAAGAGGGAAGAGGGCAACUACAGAUAUAAUGAGCAAACUUUGCAGUCCUGGGAAUCGGGAAUAUGCUGAUAUUGCUUCAAGAUCAUCUGCAUCAUUCACAGAUAAUUGUCCAUAGUGUAACUGGAUGUUUCUCUUUGUGAUCUAUUCAGUGAAGUUGAUUUUCAGACAUUACAAAGAAACUUUGAAUAAUAAGUGGCGUCAAUUUAUCAUUUCACGCAGGAAAGAUUCGUUCUCAACUUGGUUGCAAUUGACAACCAAUAUCUUGGCUGUGCAUAGGCAAUGGACGUUGAAUUUACAACGUUCUUUCCUAGUAUUCAUAAUGCUCUUCUCAGGUUCAGAAGCUCAGUUUCCAUGAAGAGCACAAAUUGGUAUGGGUAGUUCUAGUCCAGCUACUGACCUCCAUUUCAUCAGUCAGAUGAUUUGUAUAGACUAGGUUAGUCCUUCAUGACAAUAGACCUGUUGACACAAUGCAAACCGACAGCUGAUAACAGACACAUGAAGGAAAAUAUAAACAGCAGGAAUUAUGGUGUAAUGAAAAAUUAUGAUUACUAGAGCUAGGAUUUUUAUGGAGUUUCAUUGUGUAAAAUAUGUACAUAAUUACGUAACAAAAACUUCUGUAUUAUGUGGUAAUGUAAAAUAUGUGGAUUCAUUAAAAUAUGUAACAUCACAUAAAAGUAAUAUUUACUUUUGCAAGCUACCUUUAUUUACAAUCUUUUGGUACAAUCAUUGAUGUUUCCACAAUACACAAUUAGAAUCUUUUUCAUGUUUUCUGGUAUCACUGAUUUUCUUUUAUCUGAUAGAAUGUGUUUUUAGGCUUAAAAUGACCUUUCUACAUCACAAGAUGUCACUGGCGCAUAUUUUAACAGAGGAAUUUUCUAAGGAGCAAUGUCUUCAGGGGAAUCUACAUCAUCUCCAUUAAGUACCUGACAGACACUGUUGAAUGUCAAAAAUACAUUUUUUUUAACACCAGCUGCUACUUGGUGGACACCUUUUUACCAGUACCCCCUUUCACAAAACAGUGUAGGCACUUUCCGGUUUAAAAUGCAAGUAAAGAAAAAUGUCAUGAAAUAUGUAGUUUUGUGUAACAUCCAAUUAAAUAUGUAGGAAAUGCCAGAAUAUAUAAAAAUAUGUAGAAUAAAAUUCAUCUGUAGCAAUGCUAAUGCCGCAAUUUGUGGAGAUUAUUAUUCCUUGAUCAUCUACAUAGUAAGAAAUAAAAUAUGUAUUUACAUAAAAAUCCUAGCUCUAGCUGUUAACAAGUACAGUGGAACCCCAAUUUAAGGGUCCUUUGGUAAGCAGUGGAUUUGGACACUAAACUGAGGAAAAUCAUGAAUGGAGUAAAUUUAACACUGGGUUUAUUGACUUAGUGUCAUUGAAACUGGCUGUUAAAUGAAGGAAAAACUUAAAUUGAGGACCAUUACCAAGCAUGUUGGCUCAGGCAGUAAUGUUUCCUGCUUGUACUUGGGAGGUGUAUAAUUGAAGUCUCAUCUGGGACACCAUCUAACUUGGAUGGGGUUUCUGUAGUCGUUCUGAGUCCCUCCAGGCAAAUGUCAAAAUACUACCUUUAAAUAGGCCAUGACUACUUUCUUUCUGUAACUCAUCAUUCUUCUCUCAUCUUACCAUUUGACACAAAACAGUGUGAACUCCUGGAAGUGCCAUUAAAUAAACUUGAAACCGAGGAACAUUCAAUGGGGAUUCCACUGUAACACUUGAAGAAUAGUUCUACAGGAGAACCGAUUUCUGGAAACUUUAGUACACAAAACUGUUGUUUCAUCCUUUCAUUUUACAAUCUAACAGCAGUAAUUCUCAAGUCAUUUUCAGCCGUACCCACCCACAAACAAGGUAGUGGCUGUGUGGUUUAUAGAUGAUUUUAUUUAUUUUUAACGUAGUUUAUGAAGGUGAAUGUAUUUGUAAAAGUAUUUUGCGAAAACUACAAUAAAUUCA
This is a messenger RNA of Cryptotermes secundus, 3776 nucleotides long. RefSeq names its product pancreatic triacylglycerol lipase. Gene Ontology annotation, biological process: lipid metabolic process. The coding region runs from base 328 to 1950 and encodes 540 amino acids. The transcript has 13 exons. Lineage: Eukaryota; Metazoa; Arthropoda; Insecta; Blattodea; Kalotermitidae. The record is from RefSeq and is a predicted model, not a curated record. Gene Ontology annotation, molecular function: triacylglycerol lipase activity; protein binding.